Messenger RNA from Cylicocyclus nassatus, 1125 nucleotides. The record is from the annotation of a GenBank genome assembly. Lineage: Eukaryota; Metazoa; Nematoda; Chromadorea; Rhabditida; Strongylidae.
AUGUACAAAUUGAUUUGCGCCGUUCAAAAUUACAGUUGGGAUUGCGUCGAUGAGCAGAAGCCAUAUGCUGAGUUCUGGAUGGGGGUUCACCCCAACGGACCUGCAAAAAUAGCUGAAACUCUUGAGGAUCUGGCAAAUCGCAUCACUAAUCACCCAGAGCUUGUAGGAGAGCAUGAACGGGGAACGCUCCAGUUCUUAUUCAAGGUGUUGUCUGUGAAUAAGGCGUUAUCUGUACAAAGUCAUCCAACGAAGGAAGAGGCUGCUAUACUGCAUAAAAAUGAUCCUAUCCACUAUCCUGAUCCAAACCAUAAACCAGAAAUGGCUAUAGCUCUCACAAAUUUUGAACUGUUAUGUGGAUUCCGUCCAGCUAAGGAAAUCUACCAAAAUCUGAAAGGCGCUCCGGAGGUUCUUUCCCUGGCUGGAGGAAGUGGAGAGCUUGAGAACUUAUUAGGAGAUGAUGCAGCUGCCAAGGCAGCUUUGAAGAACAUUUUUACCAGAAUCUGGAGUUCUACUCCUGAGCAGCUUGCUGAUGCCGUUCGGAAGUUCAUAACCCGUAUCAAAGAUGAGCCAAGCGAACUUAACGAUUUGAUGGUAAGGCUUGAUCAUGAAUUUCCCGGAGGUGACGUUGGCGUUUUCGCACCUCUUUUGCUCAAUCAUUUCAUUCUGAAGCCUGGUCAAGCCUCCUUUUUGGGCCCUAAUCAGCCGCAUGCCUACUUGUCCGGAGAUUGUAUAGAGUGUAUGGCCUGCUCAGACAAUACAAUUCGAGCAGGUUUGACUCCUAAAUUCAAGGAUAUCCAGACUCUGUGUGCUAAUCUUACUUAUGCUAUGAGUGGGCCACCAAUCUUUGCUCAUAGAGAAGUUUUUUCUGGUGUUGAUUUGUACGCUCCUCCUGUACCCGAGUUUGCUGUGCAGUCUGUAAAGGUAUGUAUGUUUCCUUUAGAAAUGACCCUCGCGUACUCUAUAGUCGUAGUGAUCUCCGGAAGUGCCCAUUUUAAGGAAAAGUCUUUGGAUUUAGCCGUACACCGCGGUGACGUUGUCUUCAUUUCUGCUACCAUUGGUGAAGUUCAGAUUUUGAGUCCAUCUUUGGACUUCCUAUGUUUCCGAGCGUUUACUCCUCAUCGAUAA